UUUCCAGCUUUGGCCACGAAACCUCCCCGUUGGGAUGCCAACUACAUAGUCAAAGGCACCUUAUACAUACCCUACGCAGAGAUAGCUGAACCCUUCUAUGCCUGGUAUGAUAAGAACACCAAACGCUCACGUAUUGAUUACUAUGGUGGCAUGGUGAAAACUUACCAACUGGCCAAUGAGCAUCCUUAUGGUACUUCCCUCAAAUUGGCACCUAUUACCACUAAAACUGAACUUAACAAAGUCACAUGUCUACAACUCAAUGGCACAGCCGAAGAUCCUGUGCAAAUACAAUCCAUUUUACCUAAUGCCAAAGAAUUCCAAUUGAUAGGCACUGAAACCUUUUUAGGUUUUAAUUGUGAUAAAUUCCGUUUGGAAGAGACCAUAGGACAGAAGAAAAAUGUCUAUACAUUAUGGGUGCGUUAUAAGAAAUCGCCACAUUAUCCAGCCAGCAGAAUGCCUUUACCAGUACGUUAUGAAAUGAGAGGUUACAACACUCUCUUGGGUUCACAUUAUGAUCAUUAUUAUUUAGACUAUGAUAGUUAUGAACAUGAUGAUAUACCUAAUGAAGUAUUUGAAUUGGAUGACAAUAUGGAAUGUAUGGCUUUUCCGGGUCCCGGAAAAGGUCACUAUGCAACCUUUAAUCCUAUGCAGGAAUUUAUUCACCCCGCCUCAGAUCACCAUGUAGAGCAUGCAUUCAAUCAUUUUAAAAAUAAACAUGGGGUGGACUAUCGCACUGAACAGGAGCAUGAAUAUCGUAAAAAUGUUUUUAGACAAAAUUUAAGAUUUAUUAAUUCGAAAAAUCGUGGAAAAUUGAGUUAUACUUUGGCUGUUAAUCAUUUGGCGGAUAAGACCGAUGAGGAGAUGAGAGCUAGACGUGGUUUUAAAUCGUCCGGCAUUUAUAAUACCGGCAAACCUUUUCCCUAUAAUGUGGAGAAAUUGAGAGACAAUAUACCAGAUCAGUACGAUUGGCGUUUGUAUGGUGCGGUGACACCAGUUAAAGAUCAAUCUGUUUGUGGCUCCUGUUGGUCUUUUGGCACCAUUGGCCAUUUGGAGGGUGCAUUUUUCCUUAAGAACGGCGGUAAUUUAGUGCGUUUGUCUCAACAGGCCUUAAUCGAUUGCUCUUGGCAGUAUGGCAAUAAUGGCUGUGAUGGCGGUGAAGAUUUCCGUGCCUAUCAAUGGAUGAUGGAAAUGGGUGGUGUGCCUACUGAAGAAGAAUAUGGUCCCUAUUUGGGUCAAGAUGGUUAUUGUCAUGCUAAGAAUGUUAGCCUAGUAGCUCCUAUCACAGGCUUCGUUAAUGUCACCUCUAACGAUCCACAAGCUUUUAAGAUAGCUUUGCUUAAGCAUGGUCCCUUGUCAGUGGCCAUUGAUGCUUCACCCAAAACUUUUAGUUUUUAUUCACAUGGUGUUUAUUAUGAACCUACCUGUAAGAACGGCUUAGAUGAACUGGAUCAUGCUGUCUUGGCAGUGGGUUAUGGUACUAUCAAUGGUGAAGAUUAUUGGUUGGUUAAGAAUUCUUGGUCUACCUAUUGGGGAAAUGAUGGUUAUAUCUUAAUGUCGGCUCGUAAAAACAAUUGUGGUGUCAUGACCAUGCCAACUUACGUGGAGAUGUAAAGUUUUUAUAGCCAGCCAUCCGGCAUUUUGUUUUUUUUUUCACAACUUUUGUUUAACACUUAUUUUUUCUAUUAUAUUUUUUAUUUUUGUAACUUUUUUAAUGAAAUAAAUGCUACAAAUAUAUUAUUUAAACAAAUAAA
Lucilia cuprina (Australian sheep blowfly) is the source of this 1751-nucleotide messenger RNA. RefSeq names its product digestive cysteine proteinase 1 (gene 26-29-p). Lineage: Eukaryota; Metazoa; Arthropoda; Insecta; Diptera; Calliphoridae. Gene Ontology annotation, biological process: immune response. Gene Ontology annotation, cellular component: lysosome. Gene Ontology annotation, molecular function: cysteine-type endopeptidase activity. The record is from RefSeq and is a predicted model, not a curated record. The transcript is spliced from 2 exons. The annotation marks the transcript as partial.